CGUUGAAUCCUUCCGAUUUUUCCAUUCCGAUCCCCGCACUCCUCUCCACUCUUCUUGCCCCCUCCCUCUCCCCUGUCUGUUUCAAACCAUUUCAAAUCACUCUCCCUCCCCCACUCAUCCCCCUCCGCUCUCUCGCUCACAUCCCAGGACCCAGCCGCGCGCGACCCCGACCCCUCCGGCGGCCACCACCGGGCGCUCCCACCGCCGGCUCGCCGAUACCGCGCCGAGAGAUUGCUCCUGGCGAUGGGUAGCGCGGUGAGAGACCACCAGCAGCAGCUCCACCCGUGCGAUUCGCUUCUCCUCGAGCUCAACGUGAUCUGGGAUGAGGUCGGCGAGCCCGACACGGUGCGGGACAAGACGCUGCUGGAGCUUGAGCAGGAGUGCCUCGAUGUCUACAGGAGGAAGGUCGACCAGGCCAACCGCUGCAGGGCUCAGCUGCGGCAGUCCAUCGCCGAGGCCGAGGCUGAGGUCGCCGGCAUCUGCUCGGCCAUAGGCGAGCCACCGGUUCACGUCAGGCAGUCAAACCAGAAGUUGCAUGGUUUAAGGGAGGAGUUGAAUGCAAUUAUCCCAUAUUUAGAGGAGAUGCGGACUAAAAAGGUUGAAAGAUGGAACCAGUUCGUUCAUGUCCUCGAGGAAAUUAAGAAAAUCUCAUCCGAAAUCAGGCCUUCAGACUUUGUGCCAUUUAAAACUCCUGUGGAUCAGUCUGAUCUGUCGUUAAGAAAGUUUGAGGAGUUAACGAAGGAGCUAGAAUCCCUUCAGAAAGAGAAGAGGGAAAGAUUAAAGCAAGUGAUGGAUCAUUUGAACACAUUACAUUCCUUAUGUGAGGUGCUUGGCAUUGACUUCAAACAAACAGUGCAUGAGGUGCACCCUAGCCUGGACGAAGCUGAAGGAUCAAAGAACCUGAGCAACACUACAAUCGAGAGACUAGCAUUGGCUGUGGAUAGACUUCGUGAAAUAAAAAUUCAGAGGAUGCAAAAGCUUCAAGACUUUGCAUCGACAAUGCUAGAACUAUGGAAUCUUAUGGAUACACCAAUUGAAGAGCAGCAGAUGUUCCAGAAUGUAACGUGCAAUAUUGCUGCCUCGGAGCAUGAAAUAACGGAACCCAACACCCUGUCGAUCGACUUCCUCAGCUAUGUGGAAGCUGAGGUUUUAAGGCUUGAGCAAUUGAAAGGAAGCAAAAUGAAGGACCUUGUUUUGAAAAAGAAAUCAGAACUGGAGGAGCACAGAAGACGCGCGCAUCUAAUUGGCGAGGAAGGAUAUUCAGAUGAAUUUAACAUUGAGGCUAUUGAGUCGGGAGCUAUUGAUCCUGCAUUGGUGCUGGAACAAAUUGAGGCUCACAUUGCAACAGUGAAAGAUGAAGCUUUCAGUCGAAAGGAUAUUCUUGAGAAGGUCGAAAGAUUUCUGAAUGCAUGUGAGGAGGAAGCCUGGCUGGAAGAUUACAACAAAGAUGAUAACCGUUACAAUGCUGGGAAGGGGGCACAUCUGACGCUCAAGAGGGCUGAGAAAGCUCGCAUUUUGGUUAACAAGAUUCCGGGAAUGGUAGACGUUUUGACCACAAAAAUCAUUGCUUGGGAGAAUGAAAGAGGAAAAGAGUUCACAUAUGAUGGUGUACGCCUUCUCUCAAUGCUGGAUGAAUACAUGAUUGUUCGCCAGGAGAAAGAACAAGAGAAGAAGAGACAAAGGGAUCAGAAGAAGCUCCACGAUCAACUCAAAGCUGAGCAGGAAGCUCUCUACGGUUCAAAGCCAAGUCCAUCCAAGCCUCAAAGCAUAAAGAAGGCGCCUAGACACUCGAUGGGUGGUGUAAACCGCAGGGUGUCCAUGGGUGGAGCCACGAUGCAAGCACCCAAAACAGACAUACUGCAUUCCAAGAAUGUUCGUGCUGCCAAGAGAACUGAAGACAUUGCCCAUUUGUCCCCUGCCAGCAGAGGCUUGGACAUUGGCGAUCUUCCCAUCAAGAAGCUAUCUUUCAAUGCCACUGCCUUGCGUGAAACCGAGACACCUCGCAAGCCUUUUGCGCAGAUCAUGCCGCCGCCAAGCAGUGUCCCCUCCACUCCUGCGCGCUCUGUCACCAACGACACCGAGGACGAGAACCGGACCCCCAACCCCAAGACAUUUGGAGCAGCACUGAACCUGAAGACCCCGAUGACCGUGGCGGCUCCGAUGCAGUUGGCAAUGACGCCAGCUGUGGCUAACAAGGUCACGGCUGCUCCUGUCUCCCUUGUCUACGAGAAACCAGAGCCAACAUUGCCGGAGGCGAUCGAGUAUUCCUUUGAAGAAAGGCGGUUGGCCGUCUAUUUGUCAAGAGAAGUUGUUUAAGCUGCUGAGACAUGUCAAGAUCUCCACUCUCUGCGUAGGUGAAAGUUGGAAACCUGACGGCUGUUACUGUGAGACACUAGCUGCUGCCUUUGUUGGUCGACGACAGUCGCCCAGUGCUGUUCUGAUUGUUCCCCUGCCACAUUUGAUUGUUUCCAUACUCAGCAAAGGAAGCUUGCACUUCAGCAGCUUCCCUUCAGCACUGCCAUUGGUUAGAUAUAAUUAAUAUGUAUAGGUUUCUUUCUCGGCUCUGAAUCAUCUUGAAUCUGUUUGAUUAAUGUAGAUCUGCACUGUUUUUAAUCCUCAAGUGAUGAUGUGUUUCUUA
Messenger RNA from Aegilops tauschii subsp. strangulata, 2638 nucleotides. Its product is annotated as 65-kDa microtubule-associated protein 3. NCBI's taxonomy places the organism in Eukaryota, Viridiplantae, Streptophyta, Magnoliopsida, Poales, Poaceae. Gene Ontology annotation, molecular function: microtubule binding. Gene Ontology annotation, cellular component: spindle; cytoplasm. The record is from RefSeq and is a predicted model, not a curated record. Gene Ontology annotation, biological process: microtubule cytoskeleton organization.